CAAGGAAAGACAAGGGCAUAGAAAACAUAGAUGCUUCCCAGAAAACGAAGGUAAGAACUCGGCAAAAUGAUGACGUUUUUCAGGGAUGUUACUAUUAAUAGCAUCACACCCCACAUUUGACCAUAGCGUUCAUCAACAGCAAUCGUCAGCGAUACGUCCCGUGUCAACUGUGCAAGUAUUUGGUAGGUUGCCUUCCUCUUUGCAGGACAGUCUACGUUCGGUACCGACAAACCGCCCACAGAUUCCAGUUACACCCGACCCCCGUCCUCCGCAAAGCAACUCGUUACGUUACCUUCAUCUCCUAAGUUUACGGAGGUUCAGAGCAAUUGGAUAUCAUUCAAGCACAAGCAUGGCUUUCCUAAUCGCAAGCCUAACAACCUUCGACUCCCGUCUCCGGCGCAUCGAACACCUCCUCUCCCCACCUUUAGCAUCCGCAGACGACAACGACGCACCCGCGACCACCUCAGAAACCGAACCACAAACCCUCCAAUCCCUCGUCGCCCGUUUAGCGGCCUUAGACAAGAGCGUCAACACCCUCCUUGCCGGCAUCGACGUCAACGCAAUACAAAAUGUCAUCCCACCAUCGUCCCUGACAAGCGAGGAAGAAGACCUCAGUAUCGAGCAGAAGAGGGCAAUCAUCACAUCCCCAAACACCCCCGAUAUCCGCCAAAUCACCUCAAACCUCCAUACCCUCCAAUCGCUCCUCCCGAUCCCCACCGUCCUACCACUGACUUCAUCGGCAUCACCGUCAAAUACCGCAACAGCCCAGCGCUUGACCGACCUCCGUCGAAAAUUAGAGGAGGAUGCAGCCAUGAGUAACCAAUUGCGAAGACGAACAGUGGAGGUACUCGAGGUUUAUGCACAAGGCGUUCAAGAAGUUAAUGAGUGGUGGGUUGGGGUUGAGCAGAGGGGGAAGAUAAUUGAGAGGGGCUUGAGGGCUAAGGAGGAUGUUGAGUAUUGAGGUUAUCGAGGCAGCGGAGAAGGAUGGACGAGGCCGUUGAAGAGACUGACGAUUACCUGUUUGUGGCUCACGAGGAAAUCAUGAUACGAAAGAUUGCAUCUUUCUUGAGCGAUUUGGGAAGCGAGAUGGAAACCUCAACGGGGUAUUGAGGACAGGCAAAC
Messenger RNA from Saitoella complicata NRRL Y-17804, 1122 nucleotides. RefSeq lists its product as uncharacterized. Bases 86 to 961 code for a protein of 291 amino acids. Lineage: Eukaryota; Fungi; Ascomycota; Saitoellomycetes; Saitoellales; Saitoellaceae. The record is from RefSeq and is a predicted model, not a curated record. The transcript is spliced from 2 exons.